This is a messenger RNA of Asparagus officinalis (garden asparagus), 1271 nucleotides long. RefSeq names its product anthranilate O-methyltransferase 3-like. The coding region runs from base 1 to 1161 and encodes 386 amino acids. The record is from RefSeq and is a predicted model, not a curated record. Gene Ontology annotation, biological process: methylation. The transcript has 4 exons. Gene Ontology annotation, molecular function: S-adenosylmethionine-dependent methyltransferase activity. NCBI's taxonomy places the organism in Eukaryota, Viridiplantae, Streptophyta, Magnoliopsida, Asparagales, Asparagaceae.
AUGGUAAGUGCAAAAACUUGGAAGAGAGAGUUUAUUAGGGAACAAGAGGAGGAGGAGGUAGCUAUGAAGGUGGAAGUAGAAGAGAUUCUUCAUAUGGUUGGAGGCUUAGGAGAGGAACAAGCAAUAGGGAAGGCAAAACCUAUAGUUGAAAAGAGCAUAUCAGAGGUAUAUUGCACUCUCCUCCCUCAAAACUUAGUCAUUGUAGACUUAGGAUGCUCCUCAGGCCCUACAGCAUUCAUGGUGAUCUCAAACAUACUCUCAGCCAUAGUACCCGACCUCUGCCACCGUUUGAGCCACCACCGGUCGCCAGAGAUCUCCUUCUUCUUAAACGAUCUCCCCGGAAAUGACUUCAACACAAUCUUCAAGUCCUUGACUAAGUUGGAAAAAAUGGUUAGAGAGGAGAUCAAAGAGCUCAAAGAUUUGCCUUACUAUGUCUUUGGAGCACCGGGAUCGUUUUAUGGGAAGUUGUUCCCGAGGGACAGCAUACACUUCACGCACUCUUCCUAUAGUCUUCAUUGGUUAUCUCAGGUACCUCAAUCACUUCAGGACUAUGAGGAUACUCCAAUAAACUGCGGGAACAUUUAUAUAGCAAAGGAUAGCCCUUCUGGUGUUUCUAGAUCAUAUCUUGAACAAUUUCAGCAAGAUUUCUCAAUGUUUCUCAAGUUGAGAGCAGAAGAAAUUAUCUCUGGAGGACAAAUGGUUUUGACAUUUUUAGGGAGGACCAACUUGGAUCCUCUGAGAGGAGAGAUGACCUAUCUUCUUGAAUUAUUAGCAGAGGCACUCAAUAGUUUUGUUUCAGAGGGACUGUUAGAGAAGGAGAAAGUGGAUCAAUUCAAUAUGCCCUUCUAUGCGCCUGCAAUGGAAGAAGUAAGGGAAAUCAUAAUGAAUCAAGGAUCAUUUAAUCUCCAUCAAGAGUAUAUUUUUGAGUUGAAUUGGGAUCCUCAUGACAGUUGCGAUGGAGAGUUUGUUUCUGAUAACAAACUGAGCGGAGAAAACGCUGCGAAAUGCGUGAGAGCUGCGCUAGAACCUAUGCUUGCGAGUUAUUUUGGGGAGGAGAUCAUUGACACCUUGUUUUCAAGGUAUGCAGAGAACGUUGCAAAGCAUCUUUUGAAACAAAAGACUAAGUUGGUUAAUUUCACCAUUGCAUUGAAGAAAAUAUGAUGAAAAAGGUGAAUGAACUUAUAGAAAUGAAGGUAAUGUAUUUGUGUUUACUAAAUAAAAAUACCCUUUUUAUUGGGUUUUUAGAGUAUAAAAGUAUAACUCUUAAUCUU